Messenger RNA from Camellia sinensis, 2435 nucleotides. NCBI's taxonomy places the organism in Eukaryota, Viridiplantae, Streptophyta, Magnoliopsida, Ericales, Theaceae. The record is from RefSeq and is a predicted model, not a curated record.
AAAUUCUAGUCAAAGCUAAAAUAAAUAAUUUUGUUAUACACAUAAGAAACAUAGACACUUCUAAUAAGGUAGUGGGUCAUGUCAAACACCAUGUCCGACACGAUACUCAUGGGACACUUAUCAACCCUUGUUAUACACACCUCAAAACAUAUCCUACCAUUUUUUUAGAAUUUUCUAGCCUCGGAAAAGCUUUAGACACUUGGAAAACACGUGCACAUUGCUUAGGCAUACAUAAAAUACAAUACAAGUUUGAUAUACACAAUAAGGUUCUUGUUGGGGGAAAAGAAAAGGAUAACUAUGGUAUGCGGUUGGCCUAUGAAAAUUUUGAUAUUCCUCUCUCUCUCUCCCCCUCCCUAUGAUAUUUGAUGUCAUUACUUUUGUUUGUAGAUGUAUGUCAUAGAGAUGAAGUCAAGAAAUUAUUUUGAGGGACCUAGCCUGCUUGGCAAACGAAACUAUUUGACAUAAAAAAUUAAUUGAUGACAUGCUAUCCUAUUCUCUGUUCCAUCUUAUUUUCAUUGUCUGUUUAUUAGAUCAUUAGUGUGCAGUAAUAAUUCAAAGCUGUUCUUUUUGCUAUGCAUUUACUAAACUUAUUUUAACUUUGGAAUGUUUAGCACUAUUUUGGUGAAGUUGGUCACUUUUCCAUUUGGUUUCCUAGUGAACUAGGAAAUUGACCUUCUGUUUCUAUUCUUAAUGAACAUGAAAAUCCAAUGGUUAUAGAUGCCCUUAGCUAAUGGAAUAAUGAAUUUGAUGCUUGUAACUUAGUUGCUAACUUCAUUUAUUAUUUAAUGAGUGCUUAUGUAUCCCACCUUUUCAGUGAGCAACAUCAUUUCUUAUAUUCUUUGAUGUUUUUACUUGUAUACAUAUUAAUUGCUUGAUGGUUGCUUUACUGCUUCUCUUUAGUGAGAAACAUCGUUCAUUCCCAAAAGAAUAUUGACCAAUCUGCGUCAGGAAAUUUACAAUUGAAUAACACAGUACAGUCUUCAUAUGUGGGUCCUGGGCAUUCAAUGCCCAGUGAAGUUCCUGAAUCUAUUCGAUUUGCGUCAGAUCCAGCAAAGCUUAUCUUGGAUGCAAUGCAAGGUUGUUAUCACUCAAACUUGGAGGGAGUGAAAAGCUCCAAGUUGAACGUCAUGAAGAGGUUCAUUCCCUGGCUAAGGCAGUUAUUAGGAGUCUCACUAGAGGUUAAAACCCAUGUCAAAGAGGAAGCAUUGAAGUUCGCAGCUAAUUGGAAAGCAGAAGUGAUAAAAGAGAGUCGGAAUCAUUCAGUGGUCUGGUGUUUUUUGCUGUUUUUAGGCACCUACAAAUUGGCCUCCUUUUAUAAUACGAAUGAGCUUCUUGGCUUUAUGGAGAUUGUUUGUGACCGCAUGGAGGCAAUUUAUUUAUUCUCCACCCUUGGACUGGCAUAUGAAGUCCCUAUUUUUGUCAGAAAUCUUAUUGAAAGACAGCUGCACCUGGAGGCUAUUAGAUUUAUUUUCGCAUUUAAUCUUGUCGACAAAUUCCCACCAAUACCUCUCCUGAAAGGCCACUUGACUUGCGCAGAAGAGUCUGCCAAUAAAAUACUCAAGAAGGGACACAACUCUCUUCAAGCACAGAACAUGGCCACAGGUAAAGAAAUAAAUGCUCUUAAAGCGGUAAUCCAACACAUCGGGGUGCUCAAGCUUGAAUCAGAAUACUCGACUGAGGACCUUAAAGCUCGCAUUGAGCAGCUGAUAAGGCAGAAAGAGGACCGGACAAGUGUUGUAGAAUCCCCUGCCUCCACUUCUCAAACACAAGAGCAGAAUGUGAAGAAACGUAUUGCCCCCAUCCCUGACCAUGCCUCUAAUACUCAAUCUCAACAGCAUCAUGCGAAAAAGAAGCUUUGUCGGACGCUAUAUCCAGGCAGGAACAGCGCCGCCCAAUCCUCCUGUUGUUGGUAAUGCUUCCCCCAUUCAGCACCCACCAUCUGUAUUUGCUGCAGGUACUGCACCUUGUCAGUAUUGGUCAAGGGGCUCCACUGCCAUUCCCUUGCAUACGAGCCAUUCAAUGUCACAACAGGGAUCUCGUACCCCUUCUAAUUGGGGCUUCUCGCCAUUCAGUUCAACCGGUUUCCACUUUGAUUCUGCUCCUAAUUUUCAUGCCAGGCCAUUUAUGCCACUGGGAACAAAUUCUCAUUCAUGGUCAGUCUUCAAGCAGCCUCAGCCUUAAAUGACUUUAUAGGAUGCACUAACAGAAGAUUAAUUACCCUAGCCCAGUGAUUACCGUUCAUCUUCCAAUCCUAUAUGCGUUGGAUUAACUUCAUGUGUAAAUAACAGCUACUCGCAGACUUGAAUUCACUCCACGGAUGACCAACUUCAUUGUAAAUAAUUUCUCUUGAUUUAUACCGUUCUUGAAAAGUGUGUUAUUGUUUUUGGGUGUGCUCUAAUCGAAUUUUGUCAGGGUUUAAGAAUUCUUGCUUGGAA